AUGGUACCGAGACCUAUUCUUCUAUGUCUCGUGGUGUCCGUGUGGUUGGGGACAGUGUCCACUACCGCACAGUAUGGCGUGGUCAAGGCCAGAUUUACCCGGAAUAACGAACUCUCCUUCCCGGGGAAGAUAUUGGUGAAUCAUGUUAUCAAAGAGUUUAGCACCAAGUUUCAGGUGACACACUGUGCCAUGGAGUGCUUCCUCAACAUCCGGUGCCAGUCCUUUAACUUUGACGCCAGUAUCCGGUCGUGUCAGUUAAAUGACGCGUCACAAAUCGAGUACCCCCAAGAUCUGAAGAACACAAGUACGCCGACCGCUGAGUAUCACCUACGGAAUGCGUUCUCUUUGGAUUCGAAAGCCGUUGGUCCCUGUGGAAAUUUCCCAUGUCAGAAUGGCGGUCGUUGUCUCGACACCCAAACUAUCAGUGGAGAAAGGACAUACCUGUGUCUCUGUGCAGACGGAUGGACCGGUACCAACUGUGACGUCAGAGCUCACCCUAUAGAGUGGUCUGAUUGGUCGGAUUGGGGCACGUGUUCAGCCACUUGUGGAAACAGCAGACGACAUCGUAUUCGCCAAUGUAUGGACAAGGAGACCGACACGUCCGUGGACGCCAGGCACUGUUUUGGGCCUGAAGAAGACUUUGGAUUUUGUCCAUUUAAGAAAUGUCCAAUUUGGGAUAACUGGGGAGAGUGGAGUGAUUGCUCCACUAACCACACUUGUGGGCGUGGCACCAAGGAAAGAUCAAGAACGUGUUUACACAAUGGUGUACCGGGCGUGGAUCGUUACUGCAAAGGGGACGCAAUCCAGUAUGGUACCUGUGAAGGCAUCGUUUGCCAAAGCGCUGUGCGGCUUGUCAAUGGUAUUGAAUUCGGGGAAGGUCGUGUGGAGAUGUGGAAUUCGAUGACUCGGAUGUUCUACCCAAUUUGUGAGGAUAAUUGGAACAUGACAUCUGCCGAAAUAGUGUGUAGACAGAAUGGAUUUCUGGGGGCAUUCGCUGUUGUAAAGAACUCUUCAUACGAGGAGGUAGAAGACGCCUCUAACUUCCUGACUGCAUCAUGCGAAGGAGAUGAAAGAUUUCUCCAGGAAUGUCCACGGCAGAUGACAGACGACUGCCCGGGGUCAGCCGGGGUCAAGUGUAGAGUGAAAGGUGCGUGGGCUCUUUGGGUGGAAUGGAGCGUAUGCUCAGUCACGUGCGAAGAUGGAAUAAGAACAAGAACUCGGACAUGUGACUACCCGCCGCCUAAUCACGGAGGAGCGCCUUGCCCAGGAGAAGAUAUUCAAUACAAACCCUGUACCGAGAUUAUGUGUCCAGUGGAUGGCUAUUGGUUGACUUGGUCUGAUUGGUCAUUAUGCUCUGUGACGUGUGAAAAUGGAACACAAUUCCGGACAAGGGUCUGCAAUGAACCUCUUUACGACGGAAAACCCUGUGAAGGUCCAAAACAAGAGAACAGAGAUUGCUUUCCUCGCGAAUGUCCAGUGGAUGGACAAUACGAACCCUGGAACGAGUGGAGUUCAUGCACGUCUACAUGUGGCUACGGCACGAGAUACAGGAAUCGCACGUGUAAUGAGCCGCUACAUGGCGGUGCAGGAUGUCCAGGCGUGCCAUCAGAGAGUGAAGUCUGUAAUGCUUUCUCGUGUCCAGUGGAUGGUUCCUGGAAACAGUGGACCAUGUGGUCUGACUGUUCUGUAACAUGCGGCACUGGAAGCUCCAAUAGGUCACGUGAGUGUGACGACCCUCUUCACGGCGGAUUGGACUGCCCCGGACCUGCCAACCAAACCAGGGUGUGCAAUGACUUUCCCUGUCCAAUCGACGGUAUCUUCAAUACCUGGGAGGAAUGGAGCGACUGUUCUGUCACCUGUGCCAACGGAACACGUGACCGACACAGAACCUGUUUUGGCCCCUUUCACGAAGGAGAAAACUGUACAGGAGCUUUCUAUGAGAAGGAGGUCUGCGUAUCAUUGAGUUGUCCAGUUGACGGUGUAUGGAAGGAAUGGUCUGAAUGGGACACGUGCAAUGUCACGUGUGGAGGUGGUGGACAAAGACGCUACAGAGACUGUGAAGGACCCUUCUUCCAAGGUGCCGAAUGUGAAGGUCCAUCAAUGGAGCCGAGAGAUUGUAACAUGCAUAAUUGUCCAAUCAACGGAGUCUGGACGGUGUGGUCAAACUGGACGAUGUGCAGUGUGACUUGUGGGGGAGGUUUACAGGACCGAGAGCGUACGUGCGAAGGGCCCUAUUAUGGUGGCGACAACUGUACCGGCGAAGAAACACAGGAACAAGAAUGCAACACGCAUAAUUGCCCAGUGGACGGAUUCUGGGAGUUAUGGUCCAACUGGACCACGUGUAAUGUCAGCUGUGGAGGAGGCAUGACGUGGCGAACACGUGACUGUGUAGAACCGUUAUAUGGCGGUUCGCCAUGUAACGGAACCGAUAUGGAGGUCGACGAUUGUAAUACACAGGAAUGUCCCAUUGACGGUAUCUGGGAGAUGUGGUCUAACUGGACCGACUGUAGUCUCACGUGCAACAAUGGUACGCAAACGCGCAACCGCACGUGUAACGGACCAUUCCACGGUGGUGCCAAUUGUGAAGGACCACAUGACGCUAUGCGACUUUGUAAUUCCUUCUUCUGCCCAGUGGACGGUGUGUGGGACACCUGGUCGGAUUGGACAGAUUGUUCUCACUCUUGUGGGCGUGGCAGCAAGCACCGUCAGAGAGAAUGUAUCGGUCCGUUCCACAACGGGUCGGAGUGCGAAGGAUCGACGGAUGAGACUAUGUUCUGUAACCCCUCCAACUGUCCGGCUGAUGGCGUAUGGCUGCCAUGGGCUACAUGGUCAGCAUGUGACGUCACCUGUGGAUUUGGAACUAAAUAUCGAGAACGUCAGUGUGACGGUCCUUCAGACGGUGGAAAAAACUGUACUGGAGAUUGGCAAGAAUCUGAUAGAUGUUUCCAAGCAAACUGUCCAGUGGACGGUAUCUAUACAUCAUGGACGGGUUGGUCUCAAUGCCCAGUGAGCUGUGGUGGCGCCCAAGAGGUUAGAAGCAGGACUUGCUUUGGUCCCUACUUUGGGGGUCUGGAUUGUCAAGGUGACGAUUCAGAGGUCAGAAACUGUAACAUCGAACCCUGUCCAGUGGACGGGGACUGGAGUUUGUGGUCGAUGUGGGACGUAUGUACCCAAACAUGUGGAGGCGGAACCAAAUACCGCUAUCGUAUUUGUUCCUUUGGUGCGCAUGGUGGGUCCAAUUGUACCGGACCGCCAGAAGAGUUUGCUCCAUGUAAUGAGCAAGACUGCCCCAUUGAUGGUCUAUUCAACGAAUGGAUGGAGUGGGGUGCAUGUUCCGAGAGCUGUGGAGACGGACUGCGUCUGCGUGAACGAACAUGUGACGGGCCGUACAAUGGUGGAUUGAACUGUUCCGGGUCGUGGACUGACGUUGGGGACUGUAACUUACGACCAUGUCCUGUCGACGGUAACUUCACGGAGUGGAUGGACUGGUCUGAGUGUAGUCUCACAUGUGGAGGUGGCAAUCGAACCCGAGAACGGGAAUGUGUGGGAACUAUGUACGGCGGAAAACUGUGUGAAGGACAAUACAACCAGACCGAAGGGUGUAAUUCCCAUGAAUGUCCCAUUGACGGUGUAUGGGAAUUGUGGGGCACUUGGGGAGAGUGCAGCGUCACUUGCGCUAAUGGCACACAAUGGCGUGACAGGGGCUGUAUCGGCCCCUUUUACGGAGGGGCAAACUGUAGUGGACCUACAAAUAGCAGUCAGGACUGCUACCCGAGGCCAUGUCCAGUUGCCGGUGUUUGGGAGAGUUGGGGAAACUGGGGCAUGUGCAAUGUCACGUGCGGAGGCGGAGAACAAAUGCGGUCACGUGAUUGUCAUGGCCCUUUCUAUGGCGGCGAGGAUUGUCAAGGCAGUAAUGACGAUUUCCAGGUCUGCAACGAGCAAGAAUGUCCAAUCGACUGUAUCUGGCUGGACUGGUCUGACUGGGAUGAAUGUAGCGUGACCUGUGGUGGAGGAAACCACUCGCGGUACCGAGAUGAAUAUGGACCGUUCUACGGGGGACCGAACUGUACCGGCCCGGACCAAGAAACCAAAGACUGCAGCACUCACUUCUGUCCAGUGGACGGCGUUUUCACAUCCUGGAGUGACUGGUAUCAUUGUAACGUAACUUGUGGAGGUGGCAUCCAGUGGCGUAAUCGCACGUGCGACGGUCCCUAUCAUGGCGGGACAGACUGUCUGGACGACUAUGAGAGUUCCAGAGACUGCAAUAUGCAGGAGUGUCCAAUCGACGGCAUCUUUACCGAUUGGUCAGACUGGUUUUCGUGUAACGUCACGUGCGGUGGUGGAGAAAAGUGGCGAAAUAGAUCAUGUGAUGGACCUUUUCAUGGUGGAGCGGACUGUGAAGGCAAAUAUGAGGACAACACCGAGUGUAACACACAGGAAUGCCCGAUUGAUGGUGUGUUUAUGGCAUGGAUGGAGUGGGGCCAGUGCAAUGUGACAUGCGGCGGAGGCGGUCGUUACCGUUACAGAGACUGUGACGGUCCCUACUAUGGUGGUGCUAACUGUUCCGAUCCCUGGGUCGACUACCAGGACUGUAACACACAAAACUGCCCUGUCGACGGUUUCUUUCUGGAGUGGACUAUGUGGGGUCCAUGCAGUACCACGUGUGGAGGAGGGAGCCAGAUACGGACACGUCAGUGUAAUGACCCACUGUACGGUGGUGCUGAUUGUGUGGGCGAAUACAACCAGACACGUGAUUGUAACAUGCACAACUGUCCUAUCAAUGGUAUCUGGCUGAGCUGGAGCGAUUGGGGCGAAUGUAGCGUCACCUGUGGCGGAGGACUGCAAAACCGGAACCGGACAUGUGAUGGUCCAUAUUAUGGCGGCAAUCCAUGUCAAGGAGUUGAUAACGAGGAUCAAAUUUGUUCAACGAACUUGUGUCCGAUUCCGGGAGAAUGGAUGGAUUGGUCCUCUUGGAGCAUGUGUUCUACGACGUGUGGUGGUGGUGUGAGGGAGAGAUCUCGUUUGUGUAACGAGACCUCAUAUGGCAAUCUGACAGCACCUUGUCUCAACAGCAAUGUGUCCUCAGAAGCUUGCCACACUUAUGCAUGCCGGCCAUUCGCGAGACACUGCAGCGAUCUUGCUGUUCGGGGGCUAAUUGACUCAACCUUUGUUGAAAUACGCCUGUCAGACGUUGAACCUGGAGAAGAGGAUAUCGGUUAUGAAGUGUUCUGUGAUAUGGAACUGGAGAAUGGCGUCGGGGUCACAAUCCUUGAACAUAGCGAGAUGCGCACCCACUUUGUGAGCGGUUACGAGGGCGCUGGGUCGUAUAGGAUUAUUCCCGAAUAUGGUAACGGAAAUCCGUACAUGCCGUUUGCGGAAGCGGCCAUGAUGGUUGAUGCGUCGGCUAAUUGUUCUCAGUACGUGGAGUGGGAAUGUAAGGGCGCAGUCAUCCACAACCCAUACAGCUCCCAGUUAUAUCCGAGUUAUACCACCUACUUCAUCAACAGAACUAGUCACAGGUCUUACGACGCUUCCGCCGCCGCCAGCUACUUCCCAGGUGGAGAACCCGGAAGCCACAUGUGCGCAUGCGGAAUGGAUCACAGCUGCGCUGGAGGCCCAGAAGACAGGUGUAACUGUGACAUCAAUGACAACACUAUUAGAAAAGAUUUUGGUAACAUAACAUACAAACCCGAUCUUCCUCUACGAGCGUUCUGUGCUGGUGACACAGGAGAUGAACGAACAGAAACAGGAAACGCGACGGUAGGGCCUUUGAUAUGUUUUGGAAUAUCUUCAUAA
Ylistrum balloti is the source of this 5796-nucleotide messenger RNA. RefSeq names its product SCO-spondin-like. The transcript is spliced from 33 exons. Gene Ontology annotation, cellular component: membrane. Bases 1 to 5796 code for a protein of 1931 amino acids. NCBI's taxonomy places the organism in Eukaryota, Metazoa, Mollusca, Bivalvia, Pectinida, Pectinidae. The record is from RefSeq and is a predicted model, not a curated record.